AUGAUCCAUAGAGAUUCCUAUUUGCAAAAUGUUCGCAAAAUGCAGGAUGAAUUUUUGUAUUUAUCGCCAAAUGUUGAUAAUUCAACGAUAGAAAUUGUUAUUGAUAAUUUGAUCGAAGCAACGUUCAGUGCGUUCGAGGCAGGAAUAAGAUUGAAUGAUUUUCAUAUAAAUUCAACAUUGAAAUGGAAUCUGCCAUCAGCAAUUUUUUUCACCACAACGCUUCUUACAUCGAUCGGUUAUGGAAAUCUCGUUCCAAUUACAAAAUUUGGUCGUCUUUUUUGCGUUGGAUAUGCCUCAUUCGGCAUACCACUAAUGUUAAUAACAAUUGCUGAUUUGGCUAAAAUGUUACUGGAACUUACUGAUACAAAAAAAAACUCGAUAAUUGUAACUAAACCAAAUAGCGUAAUUCAAACCUCAGUUAUACUACUGGUACUUAUAUAUUUGACAGCAGCUGCAAGUAUUUUUACAUUAUUCGAAACUGCCUGGUCAUUCCUCGAUUCGUUCUAUUUCUGCCUUAUUACACUGACAACUGUUGGAUUUGGUGAUUUGGUACCAUACGGUGAUGAAAAAUAUAUAGCUGGAACCAUAGGUUUCAUCCUAAUCGGUUUAAUAUUAACGACAUUGACAGUCGAUACAAUCGGUUCAGUAUAUAUUGAAAGAAUUCACGCAUGGGGACGUGGUCUGGAUGCGCGGAGUUUUCUUAACGCGAUUCGCAAUAACAAAAAUAACUUUUGGUUAUUGGCAUAUGUUCCCAAGGACAUUCAUGUUAUACCUUUCAUUGACUGUAUUAAUUUAAGUAAAGAUUAA
Messenger RNA from Dracunculus medinensis (Guinea worm), 807 nucleotides. Lineage: Eukaryota; Metazoa; Nematoda; Chromadorea; Rhabditida; Dracunculidae. The record is from the annotation of a GenBank genome assembly.